This is a messenger RNA of Liolophura sinensis, 1427 nucleotides long. Its product is annotated as clavesin-2-like. Gene Ontology annotation, molecular function: phosphatidylinositol bisphosphate binding. The record is from RefSeq and is a predicted model, not a curated record. Gene Ontology annotation, cellular component: membrane. The coding region runs from base 98 to 1063 and encodes 321 amino acids. NCBI's taxonomy places the organism in Eukaryota, Metazoa, Mollusca, Polyplacophora, Chitonida, Chitonidae. The transcript has 5 exons.
GUGUCAGGUCUGCAAAUACGGUAAGCGACGGAGGGAGGGAGGGACGGACAGUCAGGCGGCAGCACACGGGGACCACAGGACGGGUCCUCAUGGCAGCAUGGCAGAGUAUGGAUGGAGCCUCUCCCCAGAGCUACAGAAAAAGGCAUUCACAGAGCUCCAUGAAGUUCCCGAGAAGCGACAGUCCUGUAUCCAUGCGGUACGGGAGCAGAUUGUGACCAGACCUGACAUCAAAUUUUUACGGACAGAUGAUGCUUUUAUUCUACGCUUUUUGCGUGCUAGGAAAUUUGACACCACCGAUGCCUUUCGGCUGCUGUCCCGUUAUUUUGAAUACAGACAGAGUAACAAGAACCUGUUUAAAAAGUUCUUUGCGGCAGAGCCAAGUAUAAAGGAAGCCUUGUUGGACGGAUUACCUGGCGUGCUGCCCCACAGUGAUCAUUUCGGGCGGAGAAUAUUGGUGCUGACCUCCGCUAACUGGGACAAUACUCGCUAUGGGUUAGCGGCAAUAUACCGUGCAAUAUUGCUGACGAUGGAAAAGUUGAUUGAUGAUGACGAGACUCAGAUUAAUGGCUCUGUUAUUAUCGUGGACUGGAGUCAGUUUACCUUUAAACAAUCUACCUGGUUGAAUCCUAAAGUCCUGAAACUGAUGAUAGAGGGUUUACAGGACUGUUUUCCGGCCAGAUUCGGAGCAAUACAUUUUGUGAACCAGCCGUGGUAUAUAGAAGCUGUCUUCAAGAUGAUUAAGCCAUUUCUCAAGGAGAAAAAUAAGGACAAAAUAUUAAUGCAUGGCAUCAACGUAGCCACACUACAUAGUCACAUUCACAAGGAGAUCCUGCCUGCAGAGCUAGGUGGUACAGAACCUCCUUACAACAACCUAUCCUGGGCCAAGCAGUUGAUAGGGGAUGAGACGUUCAGCUUUGGGGACAAGCACAUAUACUGGCCAAACCACGGUGUUUUCAAGACAAGAUCAGAGACAUUUCCAUUAGAUCAGUUUUCCAGUGAGACGAAACCGAAAGAAGAUCGACGAGGAACACACCUUGACGAGGAAUUCUUCUUGUUAGAAUGAUCAACAUUGUCCACAAGAACUUGUUGUUUGUAUUUUUCAUGUUGUUGUUUCAUACCAAAAACGGAAAAACCCUUUGAAUCCGAGAAAACUUUCUACCAAAAGGUUUUCAUGCGUAAUUUUGACUUAAUGUGCUUGUUUUCGUCAAAUAAAUACCAGCCAGAGGACAAAAUAUUCAUCGCACCAAUUUUGACACAGAUUGACUGGAGGAUGCAAUCAAAGAUUUUAUUGACACUCUUAAGCCUGAUGGUGAUAUAUUUUUUUUUGCUUUGAAAUAUUAGCUUUAAAUACUUACACUGGUGGAUAACACAGCCACUUGUGAAAUUAAUCGUCAGUAAUCAAAUAAUUGACCUUGAAAAAUACAGAC